CUCAUUUAUAUUCUUCAGCGUACAGAAAUAGGAUCUAAUACUGACUUUAUUCGAGGAGGACAAUCUUAACGAAACAUUUUACAGAGUGAGAGAUGGAUUCGCAGACUAAGGCUGCGCCGAUGCGCGUGCUCGUCACGGGCGGAUCCGGAUUGGUCGGGAAGGCCAUCGAGCACGUGGUGAAACAAGAAGGCGGCUGUCUCGAGGGCGAACAGUGGACCUUCCUCUGCUCCAAAGAAGCCAACCUCGUAGAUCUACAACAGACAAUAGCAGUUUUUAAGAAGUAUCGGCCCACCCAUGUCAUCCACCUGGCUGCCAAGGUGGGAGGACUCUACCUUCACAUGAAGGAGAACCUACACUUUCUGAGGGACAACCUUCGCAUCAAUGACAACGUGCUGCAGACGUCUCACGAAAUGGGCGUCAUCAAGGUGGUGUCCUGCCUGUCCAGCUGCAUCUUUCCUGACAAGACCACCUACCCUAUCGAUGAGAGCAUGAUCCACAAUGGGCCUCCACACGACUCAAACUUUGGCUACUCACAUGCCAAAAGAAUGAUUGAUAUUCAGAACAGGGGAUACUUUGCACAGCAUGGGCGUCGCUACACCGCCGUAAUCCCGACUAACGUGUAUGGUCCCUAUGACAACUUCAACUUUGAAAAUGGUCACGUGCUGUCGGCACUCAUGCACAAGACACAUGCUGCUAAAAAGGAGGGAACCCCUCUACAGGUGUGGGGCUCCGGAACACCCAGGAGACAAUUCAUCUACUCUCUGGAUGUAGCGCGUCUGUUCCUCUGGGUGCUGCGGGAGUAUGAUGAGAUUGACCCCAUCAUUCUCUCUGUGGGGGAGGAGGAGGAGCUCUCCAUCAAGGACUCCGUAGAGAUGAUCGCAGAUGCCCUGGACUUCAAAGGUCAAAUAGUUUUCGACACCAGCAAGUCAGACGGUCAGAUGAAGAAGACGGCCAGCAAUGCCAAGCUGCGACGCUACCUCCCUGACUUCACCUUCACGCCGCUCUCUGAAGGUAUCAAGAAGACCUGUGAUUGGUUCGUGAACAACUACGACAUAGCCCGAACAUGAAGACCAAUGAAGAUAGAGACAUGAAGAUUGUUUAAUGAAAAAGACUAGGGCUACGUCCCAAUACUACUACUGUGCCUUCCUUCUCUUGUGUCCUUUCCUUCAUGUCAACUGAUAAGUGAACGUUCUGGAUAGGUUUCACCAUAUGGCCGGUUAAUUUCUGUCAGAUCAGUGGUCAUGAAGGAAAGGCACACAGCACUCACAAUCUCUGUGAAAGUGGAGGCAGGUAUACCCCACCUUGUUGUUCUCCCCAGCACUGUCUGGAAGCAAUUUUGGAUCCUCUCCUCUAUUUGCACCGUUGAUGUCAGGGAUUGACAUUAAGGUCUGAAAGGCUCUUGUCCAUCGGACAGCAGUAUAUUUUUGGUGGUUGCCUGAUGAUUAUUGUCACUUGCCAGAAAAUUUUUAUGUAGUUGUUUACACGCAAAAUGAUCAAUUAAAGGGAUACUUGGGGAUUUUGGCAAUGAGGCACUUUAUCUACUUCCCCAGAGUUAGUUGAACUUGUGGAUACCAUUUUUAUGUCUCUAUGUCCAGUAUAAAGGAACUUAGAGGUAGUUUCGUGAGCCAAUGCUAACUAGCAUUAGUGCAAUGACUGGAAGUCUAUGGGUAUCUGCUAGCAUGCUAGGAAGCAGAAAAAUCUGUUUGGAUGCGUAACUUUUGCAGAGCGUGAGACCCUCCGACAACCUGGUUGUAAUUGUACCAGCUCUGGGGGAGACUUAGAUUUCAAAGCACAGCUCACACCCGAGAGCAAUAGGAUAUAGUAUUGGCUGGCGCUCUGCUCGCCCUGACCAAAAGUUACGCUUCCAGUGUAGCAGGUCAAAAAAGCCCCAGUGUAGCCCCUAUGUUAGGCUACUGAAAUUCAGCUUUAAAAAAUCACCUGCCUAAUGGGGCAACCACAGAGCAGGUUCAACUUGUCCGGCGGCCAUAAAUGCCAUAAAUUGUCCGUCUUUCACUUAAACAAUGGGGAUGAACCAGAAUGAUCAAUUUUAGGCUAUGUCUACUCAGAGCAGGUUCAACUUGCCCGACUGCUCAGUUCACUUGCUCCAGGCAAUAGGGCAACCCUUAAGGUCAAUCCCUGAUUAUGUCCUUCCCUGACGGUGGCUGAAACGGUCCAGCCACCUGAUCACCUAUGACUACCAGUUACUAUGAGCAAUACUGCAGGGUAAUGUGUUUACACUCAAAUAUAUCACAUUUUUAUUUCAAUAUCUAAAAUAUAUAGUUGAAGUGUAUGAUCUAUUUGUGAUUGAAUAUUGACAAAAAUAUUAAAGGGCUUUUUCUUGAUGUAAGAA
This is a messenger RNA of Coregonus clupeaformis (lake whitefish), 2350 nucleotides long. Its product is annotated as GDP-L-fucose synthase-like. Gene Ontology annotation, molecular function: GDP-L-fucose synthase activity. NCBI's taxonomy places the organism in Eukaryota, Metazoa, Chordata, Actinopteri, Salmoniformes, Salmonidae. Gene Ontology annotation, biological process: nucleotide-sugar biosynthetic process. The coding region runs from base 93 to 1067 and encodes 324 amino acids. The transcript has 11 exons. The record is from RefSeq and is a predicted model, not a curated record.